Messenger RNA from Anopheles coustani, 5212 nucleotides. It is a transcript of the gene GCC185, whose product is annotated as GRIP and coiled-coil domain-containing protein 2. Lineage: Eukaryota; Metazoa; Arthropoda; Insecta; Diptera; Culicidae. The record is from RefSeq and is a predicted model, not a curated record. Bases 161 to 4696 code for a protein of 1511 amino acids. The transcript has 5 exons.
CUAUCCUGUUAUUUGCACAGUUUGAUCAUUUCUAUUUUAACACAAUUUCACAUUUCACUAUUCCCCUGCUGUCUUAUUGUAUAAUGGAUUAAUAUAUCGUCUUCACUUCGACUCUGUGAUACGUUUUUCACGUCAAACAAACGACACAACACGAAAAACAAUGAACACCAGCCAAGGGCCAGACCAGGAUGCUGCCCGCAAGCCCAGUCCCUUCGACAACUUGAGCAGGGAGGACUUGGUAAAAAAAUGCAAAGGACUGCUUGGGAUUGCCCAGAAGGCCAAGCAAGUGAAGGACGAAUGCUUGGAGGAAAACCGCCGCCUAAAAGAGCAGUUGAGCCACUACGAAACGCAGAAAAAUGCGGACAAGGAGUGUAUCAAGGCUAUGCAGGAAGUGGCCGAUUCAUAUAUGGAUCAGAAGCUCCAAGCGACUAUGAAAGUCGAUGAGCUGGAAAAGCAACUGCAAAAAUUGAAAACACAGCUCAUCGAUGAGCAAUCGUCGCAUGAGAAAAAUAGUGAAAAACUUCGAGCCAACAUUGAGGAACUUAAGAAAGAGUUGGAUGCUUUCAAAGAGAACGCAACGGAUUACACAAAAGAGGCCACCGACGCCGCCGAACGUAUCAAGGAGCUCGAGGAGGAGAACGCGAAGCUGGAGAAAGAACGUGUGGCGAUUGAGCAGGAACUUAUCAAGGUGAAGGGAAGCCAAACAGUUUUAGGUGACUCCGUCCAUUCGACAAGGGAAGAAAAGUUGAUACGCAAACUAAAACUAUACAAGGCAAAAGUGCAAGAAAUCAACGCAAAGCUGCUGAUCCUAAAGUCGGACCGGAAAAUCCUGCUCAAAACUGUCAAAGAGUAUUCGGAGCAGGUACCCAAAUGGCAGAAGGAACUGGUCAAUGCGUCAAAUGUUUUGUUCGACAAAAUUCGCACCAUUGAGUUGGAGAAAAGUGACCUCGAGGAACGACUUUCAAAGCAAGUCAAAUUAUCAGAUGAUCUACAAGCUGAGAAUGUAGAACUGAACCGUCGACUGUCGUCUUUCUCACCUGGCGCAAACAAUAGCUCCACUACACACGUUGAGGAAGAAAAUGGCACAAAUUUGACUACCGUUGGUGAUGUGAAUCAGAUUGCUGUGAUGAGAAAACAACUGGAGGAUUUGAACGCUCAGUAUGUUGACAUGGAAAAAGCAAACCAACAAAUGCUGUCAGAAUACGAAACCAAACUACAACUUGAACGUGAUGAAAAAGAAAAUUUACGAAAGGACCUCCACAGCCAAGCCAAUUCAGAGCUACUAGAGAAAGCUGACAAACGAGUGGAAAAUCUAGAAAAAGAAGUGAAAGUGCUGCAAGAAAAGCUGGAGCAAACGACAGAACAAGUAGAGCGCAACAGCAAACGUCAAGAACUGAUUGAAAAUGACCUAAAGGCCAAGGAACAGGAGCUUGAAAGCAGCGAAAAGGAGAAGCUCCAUCUCGCUAGCAAACUAGAAGAAGCUGGUAAAUUAGCUGCGCAGUUGAAGCUCGAAGUCAUCGAACUACAAAGUUCGAUAGAUACCAUGUCGGAAAAGUUAGUUGAAACUGUGCAAAGAUCAGCCGAUUUAGAAGAAGUUGCUUUAAAGUUUUCGGAAGAGAAAGUAAAGUUGGAAAAAACUACCGCAAAGCUGGAGGAAAGAAAAGCUGUGAUGCAGAAACUUAUCGUAGAAAAUGAAAAUCUGGAAGCACAGUUGGGUCAGUUGGCUGAAAAGCUGAAAAACAGCAUCGCCAAAUCCAACCAGCUGGAGGAACGUAAUAAACAGCUGGAGGAUACGUUGGCAUCGUCAAGAAAGCAGUUGGAAGAGCUUGACGCCGAAAGAAUACGUCUCAGCGAUGAUCUGAAACAUGCGCAGGCACAGGAAGCACAAAAAGUGGAAGAAAUUUCACUGCGUUUAAACGAAAAAUGCAGCUUCAUAGCUGAAUUACAACGGGAAAAUGAAGCAUUGUCGGAAAAGUGGAAUGAAUUAGCGGUGGAAGAGCGGCAAACUCGCGAAGCGAACGAUAAGGAAAUGCAGCAACAAGUGAAACAAUUGGAGGAAGAAUUAGCAUCCUCAAAUGGUAAACAGGAUGUUUUAAAAUCGGAAAAUGCUGAACUACUGUCUGAGCUGAAGGAAAUCAACGAAAUACUUAAAGAACGUGGUGAAGUCAUUAAUCUGCAAGUCUCUAAAAUUGCUGAACUCCAGGAGAAACUUUCCCGCGUCGAAACGGUUGACGUGGAGCCAUUGAAGCACCAGAUCGAAAACCUCCAACGUACGGUUGAUGAGAAAGAUGCGGAGCUGGAGAGACAACGGGACGAGCUCGCGACGAUAAGGGAUCGGUCGAACAUAAGCUUCGAUGCACAAAGUGAUGUAAUGUCCACGUCGACCAUUUCGCGCGUCGAGGACGUUGCGCGGAUGCGUGAGGUGGAUGAAAGUUUCGAAGAAAAGUACAUAAAGCUGCGAUCGCUAGCAGUGAAACUGAAGAGAAAGGUCGCAGAACAAACGGUUAUGUUGCAAAAAUAUGAAAAAGAGGCAUCCAAUGCUGCCGCUAUUGUUGGCGCUGUGGUCACUACUACCAAUCCGGUGGCAGUCGAUGCCACGGCACAACAACAAACAGUGAACAAAAACCUACAAACAUUGCAGGCCGAGAACGAUCGUUUGGAGGAUCGGCUGGAAAACUUGCGUCAGGAAAUGGUAACGCUCCACGAGGAACUCGAUCGCAAGACAGUUGAACUGGCCACGAUGGAGCAGCUUCAGAAAGAUGUUAAAGAAACCGGCAAAGAUCGUUCCACGCUAGAAUCCGCCAUUCGGGAGUACCAAACGCAGAUACAGAAUUUGAAGCGAGAGAAAGACGCAUUUCAGCUGGCAAAGCGAGAAAUCGAUGCCGAAAAUCAGCGCCUUAAGGCAAGCUUAAAGUCCAAAGAAAAGGAACUUGCCGACGAGCAGGAGCUGCAAAGAGAGCUGAAAGCAGAGCUCGACCGUACCAAGCUAGCGGUCAAGAAAGCAAACGUACUAAGCCUUGAGAUGGAAGCGUACGAGCGGUCGUUGAACGAGCUAAACACAAAGCUGGAGGCCAAGAAAACGUUGGUCAGGGAGUUGGAGGGUACCAUCGACGUGCAGGAGCAAUCGAUCAAAAGCCUCAAGCAGCAGUUGGUCCUGCUGGAGGAAAGUCUCGAGUCGCAGCAAAAGCAUUCGCGCGAGCUCAAGCAGGAAGCCGACACGAUGCAGGGUAAGCUGCGCCAGAGCGAACAUCAGCGGGUUGAGCUGAUGGGACAGCUGGAGGAGUUGGGCGACGAGCACGAUCGCCUGAAGCAGAGGGUGGAAAACAAUCGCGUCGAGUUGGAGCAGAUGGCCGCUGAUAAGGAGCAGGUGUGCGGUGCGCUGGAGGUAGAGAAAAGCAAUCUUCUUAAAAAGAACCUUACACUGGAGGAUGAGCUAAACGUGUUGCGGAAAGCGAUCGUGGAAAAGCAGCAGGAGGUUGAGGAUGUGCGCACCGAGUUUGCAAGUUAUAAGAUUCGGGCGCAGUCGGUUCUACGACAAAACCAAAGUAAGGACAGCAGUCGAGAGAAGGAGCUGGAGGAGGAGCUCGAUCAAGUGCAACGGUCGUUGGAAGCGGUUGAAGCGAAGCAACAGGUUCUAUUGAAGCAGAUCGGCGAUCUGUCCAAGGCCAACGAAGAGUUGAGAAGCGAAAGAGAGCGCACUCAGAAUCGAUGCAAGGAACUGCUUGCACUACUGGAAGAGAGUCGUCUGCAGAAUGAAUCGUUGCUGGAAGAAACACGUAAGACGAACCUGGAACAUCAGGAAACGCUAAAAACGCACCGCAUUCAGAACGAAACGCUAAUCCAGUGCUACAAAAAGCAGCUGGAGGAGCUGCAGGAAGCGCACAACCGAGAGUUGGAGCAGCUGCAAACUACGGCGCGACACCGUGCUGAGGCGACGCUGGAUGGCCCAAGCGUGUCGGUCCGAGUGAAUCUACAAAACAGCAAUAGUUUCAUCCCAAUUGCACUGGCAGGGGGGCGGCAAGGUGGAGGAGACCGGUCUAGCUUUACCGACGAGCAAAGGGUGAACCUGCUGCUAAUGGAACGCGAAGAGGGCGAGGGUUCAGAAAGCACCAGCCUUGGUACGGCGUUGGCCACAUCCGGUACGGCGGCGGGCACGCUGAGGAGAAACCUGUCCUCCACUUCCACAGUGAGGGGACGCAGCAACCGGGAUGUUAUUCCGCUGGACGAGCUGCUGAACUCCUCGUUCGAAGAGACGGCAUCGGUAGUGCUCGGGGACGGCGAGGGCGACCAGUCGUCGUCGUCGUUUUUCGGUAGAGAACCAUCCCCCACGGUGGAACUUCAGCACACCAAAGAGCAGCUCAGCAAGCAGGAAAGUCGCGUACGUCAUUUGACGGCGGUGCUGGCCGAGGCGGAGCAGGAUCUGGCCAAGCUAACGCAGCUGAACGAGAUGCUGAAGGAGGAGGUCCGCCGGCAGCAGCGUUCCAUCGAGCGAGAGGCACAUGUGCAUAAUUCGGAAUAUUUGAAAAAUGUGAUAUUCAAGUUUAUAACACUAAAUAAUGGAGACGAGAGGUCGCGACUGGUGCCGGUUUUAAAUACCAUCCUCAAGCUUAGCCCCGAAGAGACACAAAAGUUACAGAACGUAGCCAAAGGCACCGACGCAGCAUCCCGUGGUUGGACUGGUCUCCUGUGGAGCUAAAACGUGUCUCGUCCACGGUGCCAACACGUGCUUGUCGGCAGAUCGAUAGUUCACUACUACGGAUAAUUCCCGUCAUUCCCUGGUUUAAAUAGGGGUCCUUUUUCCCAUUGCAUCACGAUCGGUUGUGUUCCUAUGCCACAUAUAAAAACCCACACACCGCAACAACCAUUAAACUCCUCUUGUAUCCCGUCCGAUGUACAAUAUUUUAGCAUUCCUGUACUGUAUUUUAAAAGAGCCUUUCUUCCAACGCAGUGUGUGUUCGGCGUCAUGUAAAUGAUCAAAGUGUUCUUAUGGCUCCUUUCUUGCAAUGAAGGAUACUUAUUGAAAAAGGUAAAACCGUUACAUUGCGUUAGGGUGAAUAUAUUAGGUAUCAAACGGCAAAUUAAGCGUUAUGCAUAUACUACAUUAUAAAUCAUAAUAAUAUAUUCGUUCUGCUGUUUGGGUAUCGAAGGUUAAAUAAGCCCGCUAUUUUGUGGAAGCAAUAGAUAUACUGCAAUAAACACAAAACAUUCACAA